UUUUCCCCAAUCACCAUGACGAUAGAAGCCCUCUAUCAUCCAAUGAAACAACAGGGGCAGGGAAGAAACACAUGCCUUGGGGCAGCAUCCAUUGUACAUUGCUUGGGAAACUAUAAGCCACAUGUUGUCAUUACUUCUUGUGUUGCUGAUGCUGCGCUCUUCCUAGCACCUAUGGAAGGUGGAUGGAAAGGCUGGGGUGGAAUAUCUUAUGGGGGACAUCAAUGCUUAAAGCGAGCUCAAGCAGCAGAAUACCUUGUUAGGUCGUGGAUGGGUGAAAGAUAUCCUGACAUCGGUGAAAAAAUUGUUUCAUACAUCAUGGGCUAUGAUAGUUUGAAAGCUAUAGGAUGUGAUAAGGAUAGUUACUCGUCCAAGCAAGUAAUAGAUGCUAGACUUCGGAUGGAUGGCCUCUUUGAAGAGCAUGCUGACACGUAAUUUUGGUGCUCCUUUUGUUUUAGCAAUCCAAACUGUUUUGGCUGCGUCAGUUUUUUUUUUGCACUUUUAGUAAAGUCAGGACUGGUAUUAAUUCCAAUGAACCAAUGAACUAUGACACAUGGUAUUUAUUAUUUCAUCCAAUUGAAGAUAUAUGUAGCAUUCUUGAUUCUGGGGUCACUUUACCCAUUUAAUGCAUCUGUUUGACAC
Molecule: messenger RNA, 639 nt
Organism: Panicum hallii
Lineage: Eukaryota; Viridiplantae; Streptophyta; Magnoliopsida; Poales; Poaceae
Exons: 5
Coding region: 16-432 (138 amino acids)
Source: RefSeq, a predicted model, not a curated record